Messenger RNA from Pseudophryne corroboree (corroboree frog), 2070 nucleotides. RefSeq lists its product as uncharacterized. The transcript is spliced from 7 exons. The record is from RefSeq and is a predicted model, not a curated record. NCBI's taxonomy places the organism in Eukaryota, Metazoa, Chordata, Amphibia, Anura, Myobatrachidae. Bases 918 to 2018 code for a protein of 366 amino acids.
AGCGAUACCACGCCCAUCCAUUCUACACCAGCCAAUCACCUCGCCAUAAUGUUUAACUGACAGGUGAACCCCUCAGCCAAUCGCACGUCGCAACUCUCGCUCGGAGCGCUACACCCAGUUCACUUCAAAGAAGGUUCCAGCCCAUUCGCCAUUUUCUGCUGAGUUACUGCUUCAUUACCGAAUAGGAAACGGAGAGUGUGGGGGCGGGCUCGUUUAUUGUCAGCCAAUAGGAGUGAAGAGGUCGCAUGUCGCAGCUGAAAGUUGGUAAAUAGUUUUGUGAUAAGUGCGGUGUCAUCACAUGAGUGCGGGCACAGACUGAAGACAUCUGUUCUCACCGUAAUAUGAAGCAGGCAGCCAGCGAGGGCUAUUGUAUAUAAACCCCACAAGGUGGUCACUUAGCAAUGUCAACACAGACGCCCGCAGAACUGCCGGAGAAUGGAUAUUUCGAGGCUGUGUAUCUGUCGGGAUACUGAGUUAUUAGGAAUGGAUUUCCUAUCCACGAGUCAGUGUUUGGACAGUUUUUUUCCCGUUAUACACACUUUUCCUGAACUCUAAACAAAGCCAUACAUUGCAGCCACACGUUAUCUAUCAUCUGAUCUAGCUGGUUCUUGAAACGUGUAUUGUGGAUGUACCACUGGUCCACCACGUGCAGUGAUUACUGCAGACACCCUUCUUGGCGAACUGUCCACAGCAGCAGGCCGUUUUUUUUUGCCAUUCUGUGGCAACUGUGGCACUGAAGAAUGACAAGUUGGACUCGAAUGCACCCGUCGCUCCAAUUAGUCCCAGAGGUCCUCAAUGAGGCUAAGAUCUUGACUCUGAGCUGCUCCCUGGUUAGAUCUCUCCGGUCCCUGGGUUGCAGUUUCGGGGUUUUUCCAGGGCGAGGUGCAUUCCUGCAAUGACCGUUCUUCCACGCAUUAAUGACAAAAGACACAGUGGAUUUAGGACUGUUCCUACCAUCCGCAGCGCUGCUCACAAUCAUACCACCGAUGGAGCAGCCUACAAUGAUCCCUUUUCAAACUCGUUCUACAGUACGCCAGAGAAGCAGCACAGCCACGCCACAUCCCACACUGCCAAGAGAUGCAGAUGGUGGCAAUGCCGGUUCUUCUUCUGCAAACGCCCCUCCACUAAGGCGCCCAUCACAGGGCUCGGUUACUGUGGCUAGGAGGCCAAGCAAAAGACGCCGUCUUGAGGCUGAAUCCCCAGCACCAGCAUCACCACCCCAACGGCGCAUCUCCGCAGUGUCGGCCCUGCCACCACUAGCUAUUUUGGCCAGCCCACAAAGUGAGGAUCCACAAUCCCCUCAGUUGUCUGAACCAGCCAUCAUGCCCGAGGAUGCCCAGCAGGAAAGUGUACAGCAGGAUGCAUACACUCUUCACCUGCAACCCAUAGAUGAUACCCAGCCAACCACGCCGCAGGACAUACCCCAACCACCCCAAACAUCCCACAGCCCCCAAUUGAGCACAACACCAGGCCAGACACCAAUGGGCCCUGAGUUUUGGAGCGGUUGGGCCAAACAACAGGCACAAAACUAUGCGUGCCUUAACACCCACAGCCAAUACCUGGCAUGUCUGCCCCAUCAUCUGCCUAGACUGGCUCGAAACUCUGGCAGACUUAUCGUUCAAGUGGCAAGAAUAGCAAAUUCAAUGGAACAGAUGAGGGCAGACAACUGCCAAAUGCAAGCAAAUCUCGUAAGAAUCAUGGAUGAACAUCAGCGCCAACAACAAUCACUAAUUCAGAUCAUCCAACACAACCAAAUUAUCAAUGACAACAUAUCCCGAAUCAUAGCAAGCCACACUGCAGCUAAUACGCAACUCACUGCCAGCCUCAAUAUACUCAGCCAAAGCCUUAAUGUUUUGGCAGCACACCAAGUCAGCUCUAGCUCGGGGACAACUACACCAAACCAGACCCCAGUUCAAUCCCCAGUUAGACGCUCCAGUCGAACCAGGAGCAACGAUCCAGGCCAAUCAUCGGCACCCAGCACACACACGAAAAAAAAAAAAAAUCUUGUCUGCAGCUAAUACUUUUUCAAAAAUUAUAUUCUGUUUAUUUGUUGUGGCAAAAAUGCCUUUG